Molecule: messenger RNA, 522 nt
Organism: Acaulospora morrowiae
Lineage: Eukaryota; Fungi; Glomeromycota; Glomeromycetes; Diversisporales; Acaulosporaceae
Source: the annotation of a GenBank genome assembly
AUGACUUUCUAUGACAUCGAAGUCCUCAAUAUUGAAAAGGAACCCGUUAAACUUAGUCAAUAUAAAGGGAAAAUUCUAUUGAUCGUAAACGUGGCUUCAAAAUGUGGUUUCACUUCUCAAUAUAAUAAUUUAGGAAGCCUCCAAGAAAAGUAUAGCAAGAAAAAUCUAGUGGUCCUUGGAUUCCCCUGUAACCAAUUUGGUAGUCAAGAACCCGGAACUGAACAAGAAAUCAAAAGCUUUGCGUGCGAGUAUACUAAACGAUCCGAACCACCCUUCCCGUUGUUCGCAAAGGUUGAAGUCAACGGAGAAAACGCUUCGGACCUUUAUAAGUUCCUUAAAGAUUCUGAUAUAAAACGUGUAAAUAAAAAUAAAAUACCUGAAGAAAACGAAAGUGCAAAAUUUGAAAUUAAAUGGAAUUUCGAAAAAUUCCUGGUCGUGGACGGAAAAGUGAUUCAUAGAUACCAUUCCAACGAAUUGCCUGAUGAAAACAAUCCAAAUGAUCCGCUCAUCAAAGCUCUCUAA